This is a messenger RNA of Fusarium verticillioides 7600, 207 nucleotides long. RefSeq lists its product as hypothetical. The coding region runs from base 1 to 207 and encodes 68 amino acids. The record is from RefSeq and is a predicted model, not a curated record. Lineage: Eukaryota; Fungi; Ascomycota; Sordariomycetes; Hypocreales; Nectriaceae. The transcript is spliced from 2 exons.
AUGCCUCCACUGUGGGCUUUGUACCGAUUUCACAUUUCUUCAUUCGCCACGCGACUUGGACAGGCUGAGUGCCGUGGUCUCAAAAGGCACAUCCAGAGGUUUGCCUCAAUAAGAUUGAGUCAGUAUGCCUCCAGCUUGAGCACAGACAGACUUGUCUACUUUAAGCAGGUCAUCCUUCAGGAAUGGUCGAUUGGCGGCAACGACUAG